AUGAUGAAUACAUUGCGUCCUUCGCGGCACUCGUUGCUUGGCUUCAUUACAGCUCUCCUCGCGGCCAGUGCCGCCGCAGCGAGCAACUGCAGCGAUGCAGCAGCAUCUACCAUAUCCGUGUCUAUUCCCAUGCGAUCUUCACCUCUUGGUCCGCUGUUCAAUCUUUCAGUCGGGACCCCUCCGCAGCCCAUGACUGUCCUAAGCGACUGGACAUGGAUGUCUCUUUUCACCCGUUCGGCACACUGCGGUGGAAGCUACAGUGCCACCGAGUGCAUCCCAUCCGGCCAGCAAUGGUUCAACGAGCGCAGAUCGACUACUUUUCAGAAUACCUCAUUUGCCGCCACUGGGUGGGAGAAUACCAGUUUUCUUCCUGGUGUCAAGUUCGCCGUGACGUACGGUAAAGAUACUGUGUGCAUCGGGGAUAUCUGCUCUGAUGGGACCGUGAUUCAGCUCUCGAAUUUCAGCACUGUCGUCACCGAAGUCGUUCCAUUUGGCGGGAUCUUUGGUCUUGCGCCCGUUCUGCCGCCUCUGAAUGAGACCUUCUACCCAGCAUCUUAUCAAGCUUAUCUGGGCGGCAAGUUUGGUCCGCAAGUGGGCAUCCAUUCCUGCGCCGCGUUGAGCUCCAAAGAGACUUGCAACGGAGAUGACAUGCUGACCGUCUUUGGCUGCGUCACAGGCGGUGAUAUUUUCGAUCCGUCGGACUUGGUUUUCUUUGAUAUCGAGGUGGAAGAGUGUCUUUCUCGCAGUGCCCCCUUGAAUGUGAAGCCCGGCCGGGAUAAUUUCUGGGCAGUUCGAUGGACCGGAAUGUGGAUUGGCACGGAAAUGGUCUCGCUGCAAGGUGGAGAGUGCGCUAUAGGGUGUGACGACAAUGUACCACGGGCUGUUUUCGAUGAAGGGUCCGAGGGAUACGGAGCGCCAGUACCUCACAGCGCACUUGCCAGUCUCUUGCAGGUGACGAACGCCACCAUGGUUAACACCUCGGCUGGUACGAAGUAUUCGAUUCCUUGCGGAAUGAAUCUCGACGAUCUGCCUACUCUCACGUACGAAUUGCAGGACAAGCAGAAUUACACCAUUCUCCCGUCGACCUAUGUCACAUAUCGUGAUGACGGCUGUUACGAUCUCGAUAUCAAAGCCUGGGACUUCAACAAGAAUGGCCCGAUGGCACUCUUUGGACAAACCUUUUUGGAACGAUUGUAUGUUGUGCUUGAUUUUGCAACACUUCAAGUGGGACUGGCCCCUUUGAGAGAAGAGCUGUUGGUAUAG
Messenger RNA from Aspergillus tanneri, 1263 nucleotides. Its product is annotated as pepsin-like aspartic protease. NCBI's taxonomy places the organism in Eukaryota, Fungi, Ascomycota, Eurotiomycetes, Eurotiales, Aspergillaceae. Gene Ontology annotation, molecular function: aspartic-type endopeptidase activity. The transcript has a single exon. Bases 1 to 1263 code for a protein of 420 amino acids. Gene Ontology annotation, biological process: proteolysis. The record is from RefSeq and is a predicted model, not a curated record. Gene Ontology annotation, cellular component: fungal-type vacuole.